Molecule: messenger RNA, 3828 nt
Organism: Sycon ciliatum
Lineage: Eukaryota; Metazoa; Porifera; Calcarea; Leucosolenida; Sycettidae
Exons: 11
Coding region: 159-3128 (989 amino acids)
Source: RefSeq, a predicted model, not a curated record
GCUUGGUCUGUGCAGAGUUUGGUGUUGAGGGUUACACUGAUCCUACUGAAUUGAUUGCCAACGUGUGUGGAACAGAAGGUUCAGGGAAAUCCACCUUCAUCGCAUCCUUCACAGCUGGUUUUUUCGAUAAACUACUGCGUAAGGAGGAUCAACCAGACAUGAAGGCAAGAGAUUUAGCGUCCCGGACAAAGGGAAUUGAAGAAACCAUGUACAAGCAAUCGAAGGUGAAGGUCCAUUUUCGCGACUUUGCUGGCCAAGACCAUUAUUCUGUGUCACACGACCUAUUUGCUGUUGCCAUGACAGCACCAUCUGUUGCCACGAUAGUGGUGGACGGCACAGAGUCGGUUGAGGAGAUCACAGAACGUGUUGGUGCAACUGCUGCUAGUUAUGUGUGUCGACAAUCCACAUCUGAUGAUGUAUCUGAACUGGAAGACCGACAGCAACAACCACUGCCACAGCAGCUGCAGUCGCAACCACUAUCACAACAGGCAGGCGAGCAGCAGAAGCAACACCAACCACAGCAGCAGCAGAAACUAGACGUUGUGGCUAUUGCUACACGUGCAGAUCUGCUUACUCCGUACCAACGCGAAGAAGUGGAAAGGGCCAUUGUGGAAGGGAUGAAAUCAUGCUCACAGCGUUUGGAGCUCUGCCUGGUGAGAGUAGUCGAUGCUAGAAAGUCCAACAGUUCCAGUAUGAACGAGCUGAGGAGAGCAUUCUUACACUUGGUGCACAAAGUACUGGCGAAGUCUCCAAAGCAACCUCGCUUGCUGCAGAAAGCUCGUGACUACUUGGAUGAGGUCAAGGCCUCUCUAAGCAAUCCAUACUGCACAAGAAAAGAGUUUGUUGCAGCAUUCCAGAAGGUCAUUUCCCAGAAGGCUGCUUCCGGUAGACAAGAAUCUGUUGGAGCGCGUGUUGCAGAGAACAUCAGUAGCUAUCUUCGGAUUCUGACAGCUUACGGAUAUAUCAUCACAUUCCCAGAGCUGGAUGAUCUGGUGGUUCAUCGGCCUCGCUGGCUCCUGCAAGAUGUCAUCGGAUUCAUUUACUCUUCGCACGUUUUCCCAUCCAAAUCUAAAGGCGCGGGUAGAGUAUUCAAGAUCAGCGAGGACGACUUCAUCCGUGCCCUGACUGCCUUUCCUGCAGUGGGUGAAAAAGCUCCACUCUGCGUGCACAUGGUCUUGCAGCUUGGCUUGACCAUUCGCCAUGAGAAAGAUCUCCUUGCACUCUCCCUGUUUCCUGAGUGCACACAGCCAUUGAAGAUGCACACAGCCUUCAUGGUUGGCUCUGUCCACACCUGCAAUGGUUGCGCACCGUUUUCCUCUGCACUCAUUGUGCAAUGCCAAGCACGUGUCUACGACUACUCCGCCUGCUUUUUCUCCAGCACUGAUCCCAUGUUCUUCAAGAACACCAUCAUUGUCCACCCGUAUCCGCACACAACAGCGCUGAUUGUGUUUUCGUCCGACCGUCAGCGCUGUUGUAUUGCAGUGACGUCCAGUUGCAGUAGGUACCUGCAAGUCGUUCACCACGUCCACUGGUUAUUUCAAGCUCUCUUCCUUGACCUACUUCAGAGAUACAGUCGUGGUACUUCGGUAGAGCCCACAGUUCUCAGCCUGAGCAGCAUGCGUCAGCUUAUCCAGCAAUCCGCUUCACCAGCUGCCAUCUGUUCAGCAGUUGCUUCCCACUCGUCCGAAGACGUCGUCCUUGCCGCGAGCAGUAUGCAAAGCAAAGAUGUCAAGGACGCCAGCGGUGUGUUCGUUGACUCGGUGCAGGAUCUUCAUCACGUUCCUGCCACGCACAUCACUAUGCUUCCUGCCACAUGUACUGAUCGCCUGGAGAGUCUGCGAGAUUCUUCAUUCUUGCGCGAUCUCCAGUCAAAUGUAGACGUGAGUGACACCGAAAUCAGCCGGCUCGGUGGCCUCCAAUCAGUGUCGUCCGCUGGACCCAGUCGGCUGAAUGCCUCGCUGGUGUUGUUGGCAUGGUGCCGACAAAGUCAUCGUCACACAUCGACUGUGCUCUACAGCAGGUUAGCUCAGCACUGCUUUUCUUCGCCAUUCGCGAACUUCUACCGAGAGAUCGGCAGGAUACUUGUCGAGAAUGAGAACAUGCUGCUGGAAGCAUUCCCGGACAUCAUCACCUAUGAAAAACUGCAGUUGAAGGAGCAAGAACGUUUUCGCUGUCAGGCCGACAAUGUUCCAUUGGCGGACGAGAGGUUCUCAACUGCACCCAAGACAUCAUUCCUGGGACAGAAUCCCUGCAUGGGAAUGCUACGAUCUCACCUCCAUGCAAUGCAUGUUACGGAUAAGCUGAUCGUGGACUCUGAUCACUACACUCUGGUCCAGGAAGCUGAGGUAGCAGCAGAAUUGCUCGCAUCAACAUUAGCACCAGCAGUACCAGCAGCAGCACCAGAAGCAGUACCAGCAGAAGCAGCACCAGCAGCAGCAGCAGAACCAGCACCAGUAGCAGCAGCACCAGCACCAGCAGCAGUUCCAGAAGCAGCACCAACAGCAGCAGCACCAGCAGCACCAGCACCAGCAGCAGCACCAGCAGCAGCACCAGCAGCACUACCACCACCAGCAGCACCAGCACCAGCAGCAGUUACAGAAGCAGCACCACCAGCAGCAGCACCAGCAGCAGCACCAGCACCAGCAGCAGUACCAGAAGCAGCAGCAGCACCAGCAGUACCAGCACCACCAGCACCAGCAGCAGCACCACCAGCACCAACAGCAGCACCAGAAGCAGCAGCACCAGCAGCACCAGCACCAGCAGCACCAGCAGCAGCACCACCAGCAGCACCACCACCAGCAGCAGCAGCAGCAUCAUCACCGACUGUAGCAGAGAGUAAAGCUGAUCCAUUUGAGGAUGAGUCAUUCAACACACAUAUCUUACCAAAGCUGUAUAAGAUAUCUUGUGAUGCACUGCGGCAAAGCGUUCAGGCACAAGGACUCCUGAGUGGUUUUGAUCCCCUUCCGGAACUAAACCGUAUUGAACGAUAUGAAGGUGUAGAGAGUCAUCACCUGAAGUUGAUUGGAUACAUCCGUGCUGGAGAGCGAGAUGCAUACAGAAAGCUGUGUGCAGCAGUGAGCAAGCUCAACUUGCAAGAUCUGCACAACACCAUGCUAAGGCUACUGUAGUAGGAAGUCUAGUCAUGAUGUGAACGUGCAAGACUGCUCUCUCCCAGCACUCCAUGUACAUCACCAGUCAUACUCACACAGCCGACAGAACUCGUUGCCCGUAUCCCGGUAUGCUUGUUUGUGUCGUUCUUCCCUGCCACUGCUCUGCCCUAUCCAACGUGUUCUUUUCUCUCAUCUACACAUGUAUCAUAAUUAUUGUAUUCUUGAGUUGCUCGCUCGCCAGUUGUGGAUUUGCUCCAUGUGUAUUCUUUUCAAGGUGACCGUCCUUUAGGAUAUUUUCUCAAACAGCAGCUCCACCACCUCUGCCCCCCCCCCCCCUCUCCCCAUCUUCCCUCCUCUCUCCCAAUCUCACACGCGAGCAUGUGCACACAUACAUAAUUUGUUCUAUUGUUUGCUGUGCUUGCCAAGACUGCUGGUAUGUUUCCAUCGACUGUGUUUUUUGCUAAUGCAUGUAUAUGUACAUGUAUACAUAAAUGUUCCUACUCUUGAAAAUUCUAUUUGGUUUGCUCUAGAGCAUCUUUCUUUUGUUCUUAUUUUUUGCAGCUACAUCUCUACAGAAAUGUCCCUAGUCUUUAAAAUUCAUUAUGGCUUGCUCUAAGGCACCUCUCUAUUUGCUGUGACAAUUGCACAAUAUUCUUUUCAUUUUUCACUUGACUUUCUUCACAUUUUUGCUUCCGCUGAGACUUGAGUUGACCCUGUA